Messenger RNA from Cornus florida, 1030 nucleotides. RefSeq names its product late embryogenesis abundant protein At1g64065-like. The record is from RefSeq and is a predicted model, not a curated record. The transcript has a single exon. Lineage: Eukaryota; Viridiplantae; Streptophyta; Magnoliopsida; Cornales; Cornaceae. Bases 182 to 811 code for a protein of 209 amino acids.
UCAGGGUAUGAAAACCCUUAAUUUGUUUUGAUACACAAUAAAUUAAAAAAUAUUUAUUAUAAACUUUCCCCCUAUAUAUAUUUACAUUUUGACAAACCCUCCUCUCCACCAGCACCUGUGAACAAACAGAAAUUAAACACAACACAGAAAGUCUCUCCUCUCUGUUUAGCAGAAAAGAAUUAUGGCAGAGAAAGAGCAGCAACCCGUGUAUCCCUUAGCUCCGGCCAACGGCUAUGCUCGGAGCGAUGAGGAGGCCGCGCAAUCCAAAGAGCUCCGUCGCAAGAAGCGCAUGAAGUGGUUGGCAUACGGUGUUGCUUUUGUGGUGUUUCAAACAGGUAUUAUAUUGCUCUUUGCACUCACCGUCAUGAAAAUCAAAACUCCCAAGUUCCGUGUUCGCUCUGCCACAUUCGGAACGUUUACAACCAACAACGCAUCGUUUGACAUUCAAAUGACUGCUGAACUUGGCGUCAAGAACACCAAUUUCGGUCACUACAAGUUUGAAGCUAGUAGUAUUGCCUUCUUAUACAGGGAUGUACAAGUUGGUACUGCUACGUUUCCCAACGCUAGAGCUAGAGCAAGAUCAACCAAGAAGUUCACUGUUUUUGUUGACUUGUCAUCAACCAAUUUAGCAACCAAUUCGAUGUUGGGGAGCGAUCUGAGUUCCCAGGUUUUGCAGUUGACCAGCACGUCGAAAUUGAACGGGAAGGUGCAUCUGAUGAAGGUGAUCAAGAAGAAGAAGUCGACCGAGAUGAGUUGUACCAUGCAAAUUAAUCUCUCCGCCAGGCAGCUUCAGAAUGUGAAGUGCAAGUGAUAUGUGUGUGUGUGUGUGUUUUUUACUUGGUUUUUGUUUGGAAUUUAAUUUCUGAGGAAGGAUGUCUUAUUGUAUGUUUUUGAGGGGGGACAGUGUGUUGAUAGUGUACUAUAGUCCCUCCUGCAUGUUUUGCAUAUAUUCUUUUACUUGAAUAAGUGUUUCUAGCUAUUUGAUUUGCUACUACUAGUUGAAUGCAAUUUUAUCAGUUUUUGGAUUCAA